This is a messenger RNA of Aspergillus chevalieri, 2274 nucleotides long. RefSeq lists its product as uncharacterized. Lineage: Eukaryota; Fungi; Ascomycota; Eurotiomycetes; Eurotiales; Aspergillaceae. The transcript has a single exon. The record is from RefSeq and is a predicted model, not a curated record. The coding region runs from base 1 to 2274 and encodes 757 amino acids.
AUGCACGAGCAGCGUGCGACAUGGGAGGGCUACGUUUUCAACAAGACGAAUGUCGACGCGGGCCGCAUCCACAGCUAUCUGGACGACCUUUUCACCAAGACUCCUCUGACGCAACAAGCGCUCAAAAAGCUGUGCGAGAGUGUUAGUCGCUUUGGAAGGGACCUCUCCGGACGGAAGAAGUGGUUCACCAUGGAUGUACUCAAGACGGUUACUCAGGCGUUGUUGAAAUCGGAUCUUCUCACCAAGGACAAGACGAUCAUUCUGAAGGAGUUCAUGCGCAAUCCGGCAGUCACUCAAGAGGUCGUCGACGUGCUCAACAUGCGUCUUGCGGCUCUGGACAGCUGGGAUUGGCCCGCAGGCGAGGCUAUCCCCUUGGAAAUGCGUCGACAGCUCAACGGCAAAUACCGUGUGUACAUGGACGAAGACCUGCUUGACAGUAUUAUGUUCCAAUUCCUUGGGCUUGAGUGGUCGGUGAAGUUCCGCGAAGUGUUCAAUACCUUUCGCGACAGUCAGGCUUGGUAUACAUUGCGUGGGCAUAUCUCCGAGUCCGAGAAGAACCGUCGCCGGUAUUAUUCUAUUGACCAAGGAUCGAGAGUCUAUAGCACCAACAGUGUCAACGACCAUCGACAAAAGAUAUACAAAAACCAGUAUUUCAUGACUCAACUUCCCACUUCAAUGGAUUCAAGUGUUCCGGACUACGACGGUGAAGAGAGUGUUGACUCAGCUUUGGGAGGAACGCAGAACGAAAAGCAAAAGAAUCCCCUAGAGACCAAGCACUCUCUACUUCACCUUCUGGUAACCGAAUCGAUUAUCCAAUCGACCCUUCAUGGCCAGUUCACAGCCAUCCGCUCCGACUUCAAGUACUUUGGACCGUCGCUUCCCCACGAGACUAUCCUGGCCGUCCUGUCUUACUUUGGGGUUCCCGACAACUGGAUUCGCUUCUUCAAGGUCUUCCUCGAGAUGCCAAUGAAGUUUGUCCAAGAUGGACCCAACGCCACGACCAGAGUCCGACAGCGCGGUGUCCCUAUGAGCCAUGCACUUUCGGAUUGCUUCGGGGAGGUUGUCUUGUUCUGCAUGGAUUAUACCGUCAACAAACAUACUAAUGGGGCUUUCUUGUAUCGUCUACAUGAUGACUUUUGGUUCUGGGGAAAUGAGGCUACCUGCGUCAAAGCUUGGAAGGCGAUGUCGGACUUUGCCAACAUGGUGGGCCUGGAAUUUAACGAGGAGAAGACAGGUACGGUACAAAUCACGAACGGCAACAGUCAAGCACCGCCAGGAACUUUCAGCAAAGAACAGGAGUCUACUGACGCUGCUACCGUUUUGCCCGCCGGCGACAUUCGCUGGGGCUUCCUCAAACUCGAUGCGCAACAAGGCCGCUUCAUUAUCGACCAGGAGCAAGUGGACAACCAUAUUGCAGAGUUGAAGCACCAGCUCUCGUCCUGCAAGAGUAUCUUUGCCUGGGUACAGGCGUGGAACAGUUACUUUGCGCGCUUCUUCCCCAACAAUUUUGCCAAACCCGCCGUAUGUUUUGGGCGAGACCAUAUCGACAUGGCUAUCUCAACCCUCGGCCGCAUCGAGCGCGCAGUCGUCCAAUCCUUCACAGGCUUGCCUAGCGGCGUAACGGAUUACCUUCGCAAAGUGAUCGCAGACCGGUUCGGCGUCCACGAUCUCCCGGAGGGAUUCUUCUACUUCCCGGUUGAACUCGGGGGCUUGGAACUCGCCAAUCCGUACAUUCCACUUCUAGCCAUGCGCGAGGAUAUCAAGCAAACGCCCCAGGGCUGUCUCCAAAGAGUCUUUAUCGAAGACGAAGCGAGAUACAACGCGGCUAAGAAGAGGUUCGAGGAAUCCGGCCCUAACACCUCUGUUGUCGGCGACAUCUACAACGACAGUGACGACGAGGAGGCGAGACCCCGAUCAUCCUCAUCGACCAACUUCCCCUCUCUAGACGAAUACAGACGCCACCCUGAGACCUACAGCGUUCCUCUCCUCAAUGCGUAUCAAGACCUCACCCGCAUCCCCGAGGAAGUUAGCAUCAAGCAGUCUCCGAACUUCCGAGGCACGCAGUCUUCUCUGCAGCAGAAACUGGUGGACGAUGGCAAUGUGAAGAUAUCUGGAGAGUGGGAUGACAUGUCGGCGUACUGGCGCUGGACGGCAGAGUUGUAUCACCGUGAGAUGGUGGCGAAAUAUGGUGGAUUGGCGGCAGUGAACAGGGAAUUCAUGCCAUUGGGUGUUGUCAAGACGUUGAAGGAGGGACGCAUGAGGUGGGAGAAUUAG